Messenger RNA from Ananas comosus (pineapple), 971 nucleotides. RefSeq names its product vacuolar protein sorting-associated protein 2 homolog 1. The transcript has 5 exons. Gene Ontology annotation, biological process: late endosome to vacuole transport; endosome transport via multivesicular body sorting pathway; protein transport. The coding region runs from base 164 to 835 and encodes 223 amino acids. The record is from RefSeq and is a predicted model, not a curated record. Gene Ontology annotation, cellular component: ESCRT III complex; multivesicular body. Lineage: Eukaryota; Viridiplantae; Streptophyta; Magnoliopsida; Poales; Bromeliaceae.
GGGGUCGAAGCGAUCGAUCGAAGCAAACGUUUUUUCCGCGGAAAAAAAAAAAAGUAAAUAAAAAAGGAUUAGGGCGACGAAGAAGAAGAGCAUCUCUCUUCGAUCUUUUCGAUCUCUUCGAUUCAACCCCCCCGAUCGAAUUCCUCCGUGUGAGAUCGCCACGAUGAGUUUCCUCUUCGGGAAGAAGAAGACCCCUGCGGAGUUACUGAGAGAGAACAAGAGAAUGUUGGAUAAAUCUAUCAGGGAAAUAGAAAGGGAGAGGCAAGGUCUUCAAGCCCAGGAAAAGAAGCUUAUUGCGGAGAUUAAGAAAACUGCUAAACAGGGCCAGAUGGGAGCUGUAAAAGUAAUGGCAAAAGACCUUAUUCGUACCAGGCAUCAGAUUACAAAGUUUUAUGCUCUCAAGUCACAGCUGCAAGGAGUAUCUCUUCGAAUUCAGACUUUGAAAUCGACCCAAGCGAUGGGAGAAGCCAUGAAAGGAGUCACUAAGGCGAUGGCCCAGAUGAACAGGCAGCUGAAUCUGCCUGCACUGCAGAAGAUAAUGCAAGAAUUUGAACGGCAAAAUGAGAAAAUGGAAAUGGUCAGCGAGGUGAUGGGAGAUGCUAUAGACGAUGCCUUGGAAGGAGACGAGGAAGAAGAAGAAACGGAAGAACUCGUGAGCCAGGUGCUCGAUGAAAUUGGGAUCGACGUUAAUUCAGAGCUUGUCAAGGCCCCUUCGUCGGCGGUGGCUAAACCAGUUGCAGCUGGGAAGGUUGCUCAAGCGGAAGGAGCCGCGGGCGAAGACACCGGAAUAGACGAUGAUUUACAGGCAAGGCUAGAUAAUUUGAGGAAAAUGUAAUCUUUAUGUACUCAUCUGACUCGUCCGAUGAAACAAGCCAAUAAACUUAGCUUCAUGUACCAUAGCCAUCACGAAUUAUUUCUCAUAAUAUUACUCCCAUGCUUGCUAUUUUAAGAUGCGUGUACGAAGUUUUUCA